GCAUACUAUGACGAGGUCGAAAUUGAGGACAUGGCUUGGGAUGAGGAGAAGCGCGUUUACCAUUACCCAUGCCCCUGUGGUGACCGCUUCGAGAUAACCCGCAAGCAGCUCAAGAACUACGAGGACGUCGCGACCUGCCCUAGUUGCAGCCUCGUCAUUCGUGUCAUAUACGACCCCCUUGACUAUGAGGACGAACCU
Molecule: messenger RNA, 198 nt
Organism: Postia placenta MAD-698-R-SB12
Lineage: Eukaryota; Fungi; Basidiomycota; Agaricomycetes; Polyporales; Adustoporiaceae
Exons: 2
Biological process (GO): protein histidyl modification to diphthamide
Molecular function (GO): metal ion binding
Source: RefSeq, a predicted model, not a curated record